CUCCUGGCUCGGGGGGCGUGGCAGUGUUGGGAGCGUAUUGUGCUCAAGGGCACGGAAGAGGGAAGAGCUUGGCGGGGAGGAGGAUUAUUAGGUCUUUGCGAGGGGUCUGUGGAUAUUGGCUGGCGUAUGAUUAUGGCACAGCGGUUCCCUGACAGCCCUUCUUCCGAUGGAGAUAACGAUGUCUUCCUGCCAGAUGGAAGUCCACAGCCUGUUAGUGAAUUCUUGCAUGAGCUGCCAAGCUACCAGUCCUUGUUAAGGAGGAAAACCUCCUAUUAUGGAACAAUUGAAAGACGCAGAAGUACCCGUCAGCUUAAAGCUUCACUUUCUGUCGAUCCAAGCAGUUUGGAGGCAGCGAGUGAGGGGAUGAUGAUGAUACCAUUAAGGGAGCAUGCACUCACUAUGCAAGAAAAAAGGAAAUUAAGGGAUAUGCAGAAGCUGUGUUCCCAGUACAUCACAGUAUGGAGCCAGUGGAAACAAUCAAGUUGGAAGUCAUGCAGAAAAUUAAAGGAUGACAUUUCUCAAUUGCUCGUUAGCCAUCUGACACUUUGGAGAGGAAACAUUCGCAACAUUGAGGGUAAAUUUGGAACUGGCAUUGGGUCUUAUUUCUCAUUUCUUAGGUUUCUGGUGAUUUUGAAUUUUGUGAUGUUUCUCUUGAUGUUUUGUUUUACUACACUCCCGGUCGCCAUUUCCAAACAAGGAGUUUUCAACAGCAGCAAUAUAAACCCGACUGAAGUUGAUUCCGAAUGCACACAUUAUUCCCCAGGUGGCUAUGGACUUCUGUAUUUCUACAGUAAUAUUAUUGAUUUACUUUCAGGAACGGGUUUUCUAGAGCUCACCUAUCUAUUUUAUGGCUAUUAUACCAUAGAGACUGUCACUUUUUAUGUCUUCAACUACAGUCUUCCACUUGCUUAUGUGUUGGUCACAAUAAGCUGCCUUUUGUUGAGCAUUGUCUGGAUAGUUAAAAGGGCUGUAGAUGGUUUUAAACAAAGCCUGGUACACGACGAAGACAAAUUUCAGAGCUACUGCAAUAAAAUAUUUGCAGGUUGGGAUUUCUGUAUUACUGAUCAGUACUCGGCGACUCUUAAACACAGCAGUUUGCAGCAUGAAUUAAAAACAGAUCUGGCUGAGGAAAGAAUCCGCCAAAGGAAACAGAAGAGGACAAGGGGAGACACAUGCCGCAUUUAUUUUUUACGUUUACUUUUAAAUGUAAUUGUCAUUGGAGUGUUGGCCGGCAGCUUUUAUGCAAUUUACCGAGCUACUGUAUAUUCACUGGAAAACAGCAACACAGUAAGUGGAAGCAACGCUGACCCUAUAAACCUACUCCUGGAGUAUUUACCAUCAAUUGUAAUCACCAUAGCCAACUUUAUAACACCUCUGAUCUUUGAAGCUAUUGUUCGUUAUGAAGAUUACUCUCCAGCCUUUGAAAUUAGAUUUACGUUGAUACGAUGUGUGUUUGUCCGGUUGGCCAGCAUUGGAGUACUGUUGAUUUCCCUUUGGACUCGAAUCACUUCCUGCCAAAGUCGGACCUGUAACCUUUGUGGAUAUAAUUAUAAGUUAUAUCCAUGUUGGGAAUCUCGAGUUGGUCAGGAAAUGUAUAAGCUGAUGAUUUUUGACUUUUUAAUUAUUGUGUCAUUGACAAUAUUUGUGGAAUUUCCAAGAAAAUUGAUGGUUACCUACUGCUCCUCUAAACCUGUGAAAUGGUGGGGUCAGCAGGAGUUUGAGAUUCCUCAAAAUGUUCUAGAGAUUGUCUAUGGGCAGACCAUUUGCUGGAUUGGAAUAUUUUAUUCACCUCUUCUACCAGCCAUUGCAACUGUGAAGUACUUCAUUAUAUUUUACAUUAAAAAGAUCAGUCUAAUGGAAAACUGCAGACCAUCAACAAGGCCUUUCCGGGCCUCCAGCUCUAAUUUUUUCUUCCAAGUGAUACUGUUGAUAGGCCUGGUCUUGGCCUGUAUUCCUGUAGGGUUUGGAAUUGCAUACAUACCAGCAUCUAAAGCAUGUGGCCUGUUCAUGAAUUUCACCACGUCGUGGGAAAUUAUACCAAACGUUGUAAAAACAUUUCCCAUUGGGCUGCAGAAAUUCAUCUAUGUCAUUGCAUCAGAAUCUUUUGCUGUCCCCUUUUUCUUACUGUCGUGUCUUGUCAUGUUUUACUUUAUUGCUCUUGCUGGAGCACAUAAAAAGGUUGUGCAGCAGCUACAGGAACAACUAGCAAUGGAAGGCCGGGACAAACUUUUCCUUAUAAGACGGCUCACUGAAGUUCACCACAUCAAAGUUUAAGGUCCCAUGAACGACACGGAAUAAAGAGCAAGUACUUUUCCCUGG
This is a messenger RNA of Xenopus laevis (African clawed frog), 2319 nucleotides long. RefSeq names its product transmembrane channel like 7 L homeolog (gene tmc7.L). Lineage: Eukaryota; Metazoa; Chordata; Amphibia; Anura; Pipidae. The transcript has 16 exons. The record is from RefSeq and is a predicted model, not a curated record. Bases 127 to 2274 code for a protein of 715 amino acids.